AUAAGAAAGUAAGUAAAUAAUAAGUAUAAAUACAUAAAGUAUGUAAAUACCUAAAUGCAUUGGUGCAUAAAUAUUUUCUUUUCUUUCCUUUCCUGGGAAAGUACUUUUCACGUUUUUCCUCACUGUUGGCAAGUUUUAGACUUUUAUUUUGAAAUCCAUCAUGGCCGCCUCUGCAUUCGCGCAGUCUUGUUUACGCACUGUUUGCGCAUACCACUGAUUAUCCUUGCGUGACACGUCGCUUUAUAUUAUUUUUAGUUUUUAUUCGCAGUUGCAUGGUUUUGGUGUCUGAAGUGUUGAGUGUAAAUGAGUCGAGUGUUUUAGUUGCGCGAGUUUCCCAUGAUGCAUUGGGUUUGCGCGGUUUUAUUUUCACUUUCAUUCUCUCGGAUCGUGACGAGAGCGGUUUGUCGCAGCGCAGCCGAGUCUCUUUCCUGUAGGACAUGGCCGUAACGGUUCUCCUCCUGUGUUUGUUCUUCGUGUCGUCGUCUUGGACGGCGGUGACGCAAACCAGAGAAGAAAGUGAGUCCCCCCUCCCAAAAUCGACCAGCGGAGAGACGUUCCCCUGGAACAAGAUGAGGCUCCCACAGACCGUCUCUCCGUUCCAUUACUCUCUCCUCAUCCACCCCAACCUCACCAGCCUCGACUUCACCGGGAGAGUGAAGAUCCGACUGGACGUCCUCGAGGACACGCACAACAUCGUCCUCCACGCCAAGGACCUCAACAUCUCCAGGGCCGGUCUCCGGGGUUUGGCUGAAGGUCAGAGCCAGGCUCUCAAGGUGCUGGAGUAUCCGGCUUACCAGCAGAUCGCGCUGGUCAGCGAACACAUGGUGCUGAGGAGAGGAAGCGUGUACGUCAUCGAGCUGGAGUUUGCAGCCAAACUGUCCGAGAGCUUCCUUGGGUUUUAUAAAAGCACGUACCGCACUAGUGAUGGAGAGGAACGGGUGCUGGCCUCCACACAGUUUGAGCCGACGAGCGCACGAGCGGCGUUCCCCUGUUUCGACGAACCUGCAUUCAAAGCCAACUUCUCUAUUCACAUUCGCCGCGAGAGCAGACACAUCGCCAUCUCGAACAUGCCCAAGCUGAGGACGCUGCGUCUCCCGGACGGUCUGUUUGAGGAUCAGUUUGACGAGACUGUGAAGAUGAGCACGUACCUGGUGGCCUUCAUCGUGUCUGACUUCCUUUCCAUCAGCAAACACACUCAGCAUGGAGUCGAGAUCUCUGUGUACGCUGUACCUGAGAAGAUAAAGCAGGCCGAGUUCGCUCUGGACGCUGCAGUGAAGCUGCUGGACUUCUACGAUGAUUACUUCGACAUUCCCUACCCUCUGCCUAAACAAGAUCUGGCUGCAGUCCCUGACUUCCAGGCAGGUGCUAUGGAGAACUGGGGUUUGACCACAUACAGGGAGACAGCUCUGUUGUUUGACCCCCACAAGUCCUCAGCCUCUGACAAGCUGGGCAUCACCAUGAUCAUCGCACAUGAGCUCGCUCAUCAGUGGUUCGGUAAUCUGGUGACGAUGGAGUGGUGGAACGAUCUCUGGUUGAAGGAGGGCUUCGCAAAGUUCAUGGAGUUUGUGUCUGUGAACAUCACCAACCCCGAGCUGCAAGUGGAGGACUAUUUCCUUGGAAAGUGCUUCGAGGCGAUGGAGGUAGACUGUUUAAGCUCCUCUCACCCCGUAUCUAUCCCCGUGGAGAACCCGGCUCAGAUACAGGAGAUGUUCGAUGACGUGUCUUAUGAGAAGGGUGCGUGUAUCCUGCACAUGCUGAGGGAGUUCCUGAGCCCUGACAUAUUUAAGAUGGGGAUCAUUGCCUACCUGAAACGCUACAGCUACCAGAACACCGUCAACACACACCUGUGGGAGAGUCUGACCACUAAGCAGCACGCUGUAGAUGAGGUGGACGUCAAGGCGAUGAUGGAGACGUGGACACUGCAGGAAGGCUUCCCGCUCAUCACGGUGGAGGUCAGAGGUCGUGAAGUGCGUCUGAGUCAGGAGCGAUACCUGAAGGGCGAGGACUCAUCCCAAACCUUGGGAUUUCUGUGGCACGUUCCGCUGACCUAUAUCACCAGCAGCUCGAGCACAGUGCAUCGCUUCCUGCUGAAGACUAAGACAGAUGUGCUGUACCUGCCCAAGGAAGUGGACUGGAUCAAGUUUAACGUGGACAUGAGCGGAUAUUACAUCGUCCAUUACGAGGGCUCGGGCUGGGACGACCUCAUUGCCCUGCUCAAUCACAACCACACGGCUCUGAGCAGUAACGACCGGGCCAGUCUCAUCAACAACGCCUUCCAGUUGGUCAGCGUGGGGAAGCUGCCGCUGGACAAAGCUCUGGACCUGUCGCUGUAUCUGAGCCGGGAGACUGAGAUCAUGCCUGUGACGCAGGGCUUCAGUGAGCUUGUGCCACUUUACAAGCUGAUGGAGAAGAGGGACACACUGGAGGUGCUGGAGAGACAGAUGAAGAGCUACAUCGUGCACCUGUUCCACAAGCUCAUCGAUCAGCAGGUGUGGAGCGAUGAUGGAUCGGUGUCUCAGAGAAUGCUGCGCAGCUAUCUGCUCCUGUUCGCAUGUGUGAGGGAUCACCCACCCUGUAUCUCCUCCGCCAGCCAGCUCUUUAACGAGUGGAAAGAGUCUGACGGCAAAAUGAGUCUUCCUAAUGAUGUGAGCCUGGCAGUGUUUGCGGUUGGGGCUCGCACAGAAGAAGGAUGGAACUUCCUGUUUGAGAAGUAUCGUGAAACGCUCUACACUUCUCUGAAGAGCCGGAUCAAGUCGGCCCUCUCUAUCACUCCUCUCGCUCACAAACUGAAAUGGAUGAUGGAGCAGAGUUUGGAGGGCUCGGUAAUGAAGACACAGGACCUACCAUACGUCAUGGUGUCCAUCAGUAGCAACCCUAAAGGUUAUAAACAUGCAUGGGACUUCCUGAAGGCAAACUGGCACUCGCUGGUGAAGAAGUUUGACCUUGGUUCCUCCUCCAUAGCGCACAUGGUGAUGGGCGUGACCAGCCAGUACUCCACCAGGGAGAAGCUGGAGGAGAUUCGCAGCUUCUUCGGUUCGCUGAGUGCAGAGACGGGUGCGGAGCUGAGGUGCAUCCAGCAGACACUGGAGAACGUGGAGGAGAACAUCCGCUGGAUGGACAAGAACCUGCCCCUGCUGCAGGCCUGGCUGGAUAAGAACCAUCCGGAACAGCAGAAGCGCUAUGACUUGCACACUGACCUGUGAAGCUCCAAAAUCGGCCAUCGGCUCCCAACCCCACCUGAUCUCGGGUCUGAGAAGAGAGAGAUUUACAGAACACACACUGUGAAGUAAAAUGCUGAUGUGCCUUUUGCUCUUAUUUCUGAUUUCCGUCAUGGAUUUUGUCAACUGACCAUAAAUUUGAGAAGCUGCUUUAUAAAUAUAAGAAUUCUUAUUAUUCAGUACGUUUACAUGGACAACAAUAAUCCAAUAUUAACCCAAUACCCUGUAAACACACAUCGAAUUAAAACGUGGAGUAUUCCUACUAUAGUAGGUAAGUAUGUGACCAGGUAUAAUGAUUAUCUAAUCUAUACUCUGUUCUUGUACUUUUAUAAAACUAUAUAACGGACAGGUAUGAAACAUGAAUGAUGAGAACUAGGCUGUGAUAACGUAGACUAUUUUACAUAUAAAACAUCUUGCGUUUAAAAACAUUUGCAUAAGAACGAUGUAAACUGGGACGCAGUGCGCGUCUUGUUAUCCAUGACAUUGUUAAAUCUCUGGCUCUCGGCCCCUCACUGAACAGAGCAGAUGCAGAGAGAGGUGUGAGUGCAGCGGGAAAGCAAGUCCUCAUGCUUGCAGGACAGUACUGGUGAUAUUUGGAAAGUUGCUAAGGUUUGUCCAAAAAGUCACUAAACAGGUCUGAAAAGCCACUGAGUUGGCUACACUGGUCUGCACUGACAGAUAGAUAGAAGUCAAGCUAAGCUCCGCCUCACCCCAGCAAAAAGAAAAUACACAGAGUACCCAAAUGAUGCCCUGUCUGUGUUUUAUUUCUUGAAGACAAUUUGCGCCCCCAUUCCGAUCUCUCCCCUCUGUAAACUAUUGUGUAGUAUACUUAAACUACAUCUACACAAACACAUACACUGAAUGCCCAGAGCAAAAAUCUUAACCUGCUUCACGGACUUAAAGAAUGCUUUUCACUCUGUCCCCUUUUUAAUAUACACUCACUGAGCACUUUAUUAGGAACACUAGACUAAUUCUGGGUAGGGCUUCAAUACUUCGUGGCAUGGAUUCCACAAGAUGUUGGAAAUGUUCCUUUGAGAUUCUGGUCCUUGUUGACAGAAAAGCUGCACUUUUUUGCUGCAGAUCUCCCGUUCUGCCACAUCCCAAAGGUGUUCAGCUGGAUUCAUGGUGCAUUAUCGUGCUGGAAGUAGCCAUUAGAAGACGGUAAAUUGUGGCAAGUGUUCAGUAACAAUACUCAACUAGGCUGUAGCAUUCGAGCGAUGAUUGAUUUGUAUUCAAGGGCCCAAAGUGUACCAAGAAAAAACAUUCCCCACACCAUUACACCACCUCCACCAGCCUGGACAGUCGACGCAAGGCAAGUGGGUCCGUGGAUUCAUACUGUUGUGUGUGAAUAUCCCAGGAGAUUAGCAUUCAUAUACUCACACUGGCCCAGUCUGGCACCAACAAUCAUGCCAGGGUCAAAAUCACCAAGAUCACAUUAACAUCCGAAGCUGCAUGAUGUUAUACUGCCACACGAUUAGACUAGAUUAGGCUGAUUAGAUAACUGCAUGCAGGUGUUCCUAACAAAGUGCUCAGUAAGUGUAAAUAUUCCAUCAUCACCAGUUAUAGUGUCCUUCCUCUAUAACAGUUCAAUUAAUGCUGAUUUAAUUAAACCCAUAACACCACAAAGCCCCGCCCACACUGUUUGACUGACAGCUGCACCUCACACACAGUAAACAUGUAAACAGGAUCUCAGAGGUGUUUCAUUUCUGGGUGAGAAGUGUGACGAUAAGAAAAGUUGAACAGGAAUUACUUCCUGUUAAACAAAACUUUGACCAUACAGCAGAAUCAGACCAGGUUAAUGUUAGGAAUGAAGUGUUUUAAUUUACACAGCACUUCAUAAAUAAACACGGGGGGAAACGUACAAACUGCACAUGAACUACUGAAUGAACAAUUUCGUAACUAGUAUAAAUAAAGUCGGGAACAUGCUGUAUAACGAGUUCCAUCUUUCAGUUACUCACCUGAGCGUCGGUACAGGUGUUAGCAUUGUUACUGUAACGGGUAUGGGAAACAUUUCAUAAAUUUAACAUGUAGAAUUACACAAAAAGGAGAUGUGUACCUGGUGUGACUGACUGUGUGAGUGCUUUCCCUUUUGGUUGUCAUGUCAUUGGUUUGUGUAAUUUCCUGUUUUGACUCCUCCUCUUCCCUUUCGUGUUAUGGUUGAAUGGGAGAGGUAGGUUUAAUUUUGAGUUUUCAGUAAUCUUGUUUCAUCUUUAUUUAAAUCAUCGUUUAUAUACUUAUGUACUUAUUUUAAUUUGCGUGUAUCUUGCUAUUUUAUUUAUCUGUGUGAUUAUUUUUGUUGUUUUACCCUUCUUUUGAGUGAUUUUUUUUGUGUUUAGUUUCAACAUGUGCUCCCCCCCUUUCGUGUUAUGGUUGAAUGGGAGAGAAUAAACGAAGAGUCGACCCAGUUA
Ictalurus furcatus (blue catfish) is the source of this 5626-nucleotide messenger RNA. Its product is annotated as endoplasmic reticulum aminopeptidase 1. Gene Ontology annotation, cellular component: cytoplasm. The record is from RefSeq and is a predicted model, not a curated record. Gene Ontology annotation, molecular function: peptide binding; metalloaminopeptidase activity; zinc ion binding. The transcript has 18 exons. The coding region runs from base 438 to 3203 and encodes 921 amino acids. Lineage: Eukaryota; Metazoa; Chordata; Actinopteri; Siluriformes; Ictaluridae. Gene Ontology annotation, biological process: peptide catabolic process; proteolysis.